Jatropha curcas is the source of this 2483-nucleotide messenger RNA. RefSeq names its product PA-domain containing subtilase family protein (gene ALE1). The record is from RefSeq and is a predicted model, not a curated record. Gene Ontology annotation, molecular function: serine-type endopeptidase activity. Lineage: Eukaryota; Viridiplantae; Streptophyta; Magnoliopsida; Malpighiales; Euphorbiaceae. Gene Ontology annotation, biological process: proteolysis.
UCUUCAAGAUUUGUACUGAUUUUCAUCUUUGCCAUUUGUGUGGCUUGCUUUGCAGAAGAGCGAUCAGUGUACUUGGUGUUAAUGGAAGGAGAGCCUGUUGCAUUUCAUGGAGGUCGCUCACCUCAUAACUAUCAUCAUCAUCAUCAUCAUCGUAAAAGAAAACUUGGACUGAACAGUGAAGUUUCCCAAGCCCAUGCAAAGCGCUUGGUUGAUUCCCAUGACCAGCUUCUACAAAGCACCCUUGAAAUAGGAAGCUACAGCAAGCUCUACAGCUUCAAACACAUUGUUAAUGGCUUCGCUGUUCAUGUCACUCCUUCUCAGGUUGACAAACUCAGAGUUGCUCCUGGAGUAAAGCUGGUGGAGAGAGAUAGAGGAGCCAAAUUGAUGACUUCAUAUACUCCUCAAUUCCUGGGUUUACCUCAGGGAGUUUGGACUCAAGAAGGAGGAGAUAGAAAUGCAGGAGAAGGGAUAGUUAUCGGUUUUGUUGACACAGGCAUCAAUCCUCGUCAUCCGAGUUUUGCCUAUGAUCCUCUAAAUCCUCUUACUUCAAAUAUUUCUCAUUUUUCUGGUACUUGCCAGACAGGCCCUAGAUUCCCUGCUAAUUCUUGCAAUGGAAAGAUAGUAUCAGCUAAGUUCUUCUCAGCUGGUGCUCAAGCAAUUGCUACUCUUGACCCUUCGGUGGACAUUCUCUCACCCUUUGAUGCAGUUGGACAUGGAAGUCAUGUAGCUUCAACUGCUGCUGGAAACGCUGGGGUACCAGUGGUGGCCAAUGGCUUCUACUACGGACGAGCUAGUGGGAUGGCGCCACGUGCACGAAUCGCUGUUUACAAGGCCGUCUAUCCAACAGUGGGAACCUUAACGGAUGUCGUUGCAGGAAUUGAUCAAGCAACAAUGGAUGGAGUGGAUAUAUUAACGCUCUCUGUUGGACCAGAUGAACCACCGGAAGAUACUCUCACAUUCUUAAGUGUGUUUGAUGUUUUUAUGCUAUUUGCACGAAGAGCUGGUGUUUUUGUUGUGCAAGCUGCCGGCAACAAUGGGCCAGAUCCUUCAACUGUUGUGUCUUACAGCCCCUGGGCUGUGGGAGUAGCUGCUUGCACCACAGACAGAAUCUAUCCUGGUUCACUUCUUCUUGGAAAUGGUCAAAAAGUUGGAGGUGUGGGCUUAUCAGCACCCACUUUUGGAGAUGGUCGUUUUCUGUAUAAGCUGGUGUUGGCUCAGGAUGCAGUUAAGGCAAAUGGGACAUUCCCAAGGACUCCACAAUACAUCGAAGAAUGCCAAUAUCCAGAGUCACUGGACCCUAGUGUAGUGAGAGAUAGUAUUGUUAUCUGCACCUUCUCUACUGGCUUUUAUAAUGGCACAUCAACCAUAAAUGCCAUAAUCGACACAACAAGAACUUUAGGAUUUAUGGGUUUUGCUCUGGUCGCAAACCCAAUCUAUGGCGAUUUCAUAGCAGAACCUAUUCCUUUUGCAGUUUCAGGCAUUAUGAUCUCUAAUGUUGCUGAUGCACAGAUUAUAUUACAGUACUAUGAGCAACAAAUCAAAAGGGAUGAGAGAGGAUUUGUGACCGAAUUUCAUGCACGAGCAGCUAUAGGAGAGGGUAGAGUUGCAUCUUUUGAAGGUAGAGCGCCCAUUGUUAGCAGAUUCUCUUCCAGGGGACCUGAUUUUAUCGACAUUAAUCGGACUCCUGCUGAUGUUCUUAAGCCAGAUAUUCUAGCCCCUGGCCACCAAAUCUGGGCAGCCUGGAGCCCUCUUAGUGCCUUGGAGCCAAUGCUAACAGGCUACAAGUUUGCACUAUUGUCUGGUACAAGUAUGGCAACACCUCAUAUAGGGGGAAUAGCAGCAUUUAUCAAGCAAAUGAAUCCUUUUUGGACUCCAUCGAUGAUUUCAUCUGCCAUGUCCACCACUGCCACCAAGUAUGAUAACUAUGGACAACCCAUACUGGCAGAAGGAUUUGAUAUUAACAGCUUCUAUCCCUCCACUCAUUUUGAUCUUGGUGCUGGUCUUGUGAAUCCAACCCGCUCUGUCGAUCCAGGCCUAGUCUUUACAUCAGAGUUUGAAGAUUACAUAAGUUUCUUGUGCUCAUUGCCCAACAUCAAUCGAACAACAGUCAAAGUGGCAACCGGAGAAUCAUGCAACCAAUUGUUUAGCCAUCCUGCCAACCUGAAUCUCCCUUCAGUGACAAUAUCAGCACUAAAAGGAUCUCAAACGGUGCAGAGGAGUGUUAAGAAUGUAGGAAGCAAGCCAGAGACAUACUUGGGCUCAGUGAUGUCACCAAAUGGGACUACAGUGACUCUCUCUCCAACAUGGUUUACAAUAGCUCCACAAGGAACUCAACAUAUAGAAAUACAAUUCCUUGUGACAAAGGCAGGGGAUGAGUUUAGUUUUGGGGAAAUUGUUUUCACAGGAAGUUUAAAUCACAUUGUUAGAAUCCCAUUAUCGGUUUUUCCUGUUUCCAUAUCCUAAAUUUGAGAUUGGAAAUUAAU